AUGGCUACGGCUGCGACGACAUCGCCGCCGCCCGGGGCCUCAUCCCCGCCCAGGGCGAUUCAACGCAAACCUAUACACGCGCAAGACCCGUCUCCGCCGCGGUACCGAUGGAGUGAUACCACUGAGGAUUCCGUGUCCAAGCCGUUGCCAGUUGCGCCCGUCGAGUCCCCCACGAUCAAAGGUGCACCCGUGUCUCCUGUUCGACUCAGCUUCCACCCAGAGAACUGGGCACAACCAUCUAAUGCGAGUAUUGAGGGCGGGGCAGAAGCACUCCAGCCCGCACUCGAGACUUAUUCUGAUCGUGAACUGCCAAAGUCACCAGAUGCUCCUCCACCGCCGCCACACAGUCCGAUGCAUCCGGGUGCCUCCCAGGCCUCGCUCCCGAAACAACGCCGUCCGUCAAUACAGCAGAGCCUGGCAAAACCCCUACCGCCUACGUUUGCAGUGGACUUGCCGCAUAGGACUGGCGAAGAGAAGCCCGUGAACCCCGCGAUAAUUCAGGUUAGGACUGUAGCAGGCCACAAGGACGAGACUGCCGCACCAGAAUCAGGCGACCGGAACUUACAUGAAACAUCGCACAACCAUGACCAAAACCGACACAGCCGGGAAUCGGGAACAACUGCUAGCACGCAGCAGCAGGCUUCUUCAGGGUCAUCUGCUGGAACAAAUCCGAGCUCAGUUUCUCAAGAUGCUUCUGAGAGUCAAAUCCUGACAGAGGGCACUUCUCAGGAUGAGUCCAUCAUCGAGGGAGGCCUGGAGGAAUCCGAGCCGGUGCCCCAGUUGCAGUAUCAUCAUCAACCGGUGCUUCCGGUCCCUCGAACUGGCAGCGUUCCUUUGCCGACGAACUCGCGAAACUCGUCAACGACAGACCUUGCCGAACACGGAAUGGCCAUCAACCGCCAUCUGACACCCAACUCGGUCUAUCAGAGGAGAAGCUCCAUGCCACGUCCUGCUUCCGCAUACUCUGUGUAUUCCAUGUCGGGCCAGGGCGUACACGGUCGCUCUGUAUCAUCGCAGGCUCGAAGAUCGCCAGAAACCCGCCCAAUCUCUUACGCUGAACUUCUCAAUGUACCGUAUCCCCAGCCAGCUCCAGCACCUCUGAACAUUGACAACUCGCAACUUCGCAACAACGUUGGAAACAAUGCAUCCCUCCUCAGCGCGCAAAAGACGUUGGAGAUGUAUAGGCAAAAUGUCAAGAAGACAAACGAUUUCUCAAUCCAGUAUUCGUUUGCCGUUUUCCUCAUUUCCACCGCCCAGGAACAGGGGCUAUCGCAUGAAGAGCCUGCGAAAAAGAAGGUUUCCAAGAACGGACGAGAUGGUGGAAGUCCGGACGGAAGAAGCGCUGAAUCGUCACCUGCAGAGCUGGUACGAGAAGCCAAAACCAUACUGACAAGGUUAGCCAAUGGCGGUUAUCCAUUUGCUCAGUACUACUUGGCAGACGGCUACGCUUCAGGUCUUUUCAACAAGGGCAAGGAAGACUAUAAUGCGGCUUUCCCCCUCUUUGUUCUCGCUGCAAAGCAUGGCCACGCUGAGUCUGGGUUCCGUGCCGGCCUCUGCUAUGAAUUUGGCUGGGGUUGCCGAAAGGAUCCAGCAAAAGCCGUCCAGUAUCUCAGAACAGCUGCCUCAAGAGGCCACCCAGGAGCAAUGACAAGGCUUGGCAAGGCAUGUUUGUCUGGAGAUCUGGGAGAAAAUCGUUACCGGGAGGGUAUCAAAUGGCUCAAGCGAGCAACCGAGGCAUCUGAUGCAAUGUACAACGCCGCCCCGUAUCAACUCGGUGUACUCUAUGAAACUGGCUACGGUGACGAUAUAUUCAAGGACGAGAGCUACGCUGCGGAGCUCUUCACUCAGGCCGCCGAGCUCGGCCACGCCGAUGCAAACUAUCGUAUGGGCGAUGCUUAUGAGCACGGGAAGCUGACUUGCCCGCGAGACCCUGCCCUAAGUGUCCAUUUUUACACUGGCGCGGCAGAAAAGGGCCAUGCAGCUGCCAUGAUGGGUCUCUGUGCCUGGUACAUGGUCGGUGCUGAACCAAUCCUUGAGAAGGACGAGGAAGAGGCCUACGAAUGGGCUCACAGGUCAGCGGAUCUCGGUUUUGUGAAGGCACAAUACGCCGUGGGCUACUUCACCGAGAUGGGCAUUGGCUGCCGACGGGACGUCUUGGAGGCCAAUGUCUGGUACGUCAAAGCGGCCGAUUCUGGAGACGAACGUGCCAAACAGCGACUCGCUGCAAUUCGUGCUGCUGUCAGUGGCGGCACACCUAUGGAGGUCGCUCCUCCACGGAACGCAAAGAUGAAGAAGGCUCCGCCCAAGGAGGUGAAGGACGAAAAGGAUUGCAUCGUAAUGUAG
Messenger RNA from Neoarthrinium moseri, 2343 nucleotides. RefSeq lists its product as uncharacterized. The record is from RefSeq and is a predicted model, not a curated record. The transcript is spliced from 2 exons. Lineage: Eukaryota; Fungi; Ascomycota; Sordariomycetes; Amphisphaeriales; Apiosporaceae. The coding region runs from base 1 to 2343 and encodes 780 amino acids. Gene Ontology annotation, molecular function: protein binding.